AUGCCCGGUGAUACUGCUACUAGUCAUGAAGCCCAUGAUCGCGACUCUGGGGCUGACAAUGGGGAUGCUUCGCCGAAGGUGCUAGAGCGUGUACAUACUACUCAGUUGGAGAAGCGAAAGGUCGACGAGCCGAAGCCCGAACCCGCUGCUGCCGAUGAGUUUGGAUUGGCCCCGAGGCCGCCGAGAAGGAGAGAGUACAGUCUCAAUGAGCAGGAUUGUCCCGGAGAGAUAAGGAAGCAGGUUGUCGAGGAGACUGAAGGUGAGGUGAAAGAAGCGGAGAGGACAGAAGGACAUGUUGAGGCUUCGCAAUCGAAGGAUGAUGCAAGGGAGCACACGGAGACGGCGCAGAGCAGACAGAAUGAACAUUCAAGAACUCCGCGACAGAGUACGGACAAUGGUGCGCCUGCGGAAAGACACAGAGCUUCCUCAAGUCCGGUGUCGAUCAGGAGCCUGUCGGCCACAAGUCCCAAUGCGAAACACAAGCAGCAGCCUGCUGCCAACACCGUCUCCGAGUUCUCUCACCAGCAGACAGUCAUGCCCGAGAAGAUAGAGGAGAAGGAUGAUGAAGAGGACCAAUGGCAGGAGAUGCCUGCCUAUGCCACCCACAGGAUCUACGAUGACUGGGGGAAGGUAGUCGCGAAAGAGUUCGACGAGGCGGAGGAUCAGACUGUGGCAUACGCCACGCUGGGCGGCGCAGGUAAAGGGUAUACUCGCGUACAGAUGGAUGAGGAUGCUCAGUCUGCGACUAGCAUGGACGACAACACGGCCUACCUGUUCAAGGACCAGUACGCUAGAAACAUGCUGGAUGACGAUGACGAGGAAGGUCGCGAUGUACUGUCACAAAUGCAGACUACUAAAGAGCUUCUCACCGAGGGCCAGCGUAUCGCAUAUGUGGGCGUGGUGAGAUUAGCCGUGGCCGCCAUGGAGAAGGACAUGAGCGAACUGGAGAGGACGAAGAACACGAGAAAAGCAAUGGACUUUGCGACUGAGGCUCUUCAGAAAUGGGGCCAAAAGGUCAUGUUGCGCUUGUACACACACAUGGAGAUCGACGCCAAAGAGCAGAUCAUGGUGGAGCAGCUUGCUGAGCAUGGCGUCUUGCCGUCGGACUUGACGCCUGCGCUCAUGGCAAAUGCGCGGGUGAAGAACCCCAACGCAAGUGCUGAGAGCAGCUCGCAGGCUUCUUCCGCAAGGCCCUCCUUGGCCUCUCCGCGUCCGACAAGUGUUGCUGAGAAGCGAUUGUCUUCCGCGCCUCCUUCGAAACCUUCCACGCCGGCACCGCCCUCCGACCCACCCACUCCGUCUGGCAUAGAGACGCCGCCGCCUGCUUACGAACAGCACACCGCAGACGAAUUGACGAUCCAGAACCCGGACGAGCUUGAAGGCGCAAAGAACAUCGACAUCGACAUACGAUGGUCUGUGCUCUGCGAUCUGUUUCUGCUAUUGAUAGCAGAUAGUACGUACGAUGCACGCUCGCGCACGUUGCUUGAGCGAGUCGGCUCGGCGCUAUCAGUGGAGUGGCAAGAAGUCUGUCGCUUUGAGAAGCGCGUCACGGAUGCUCUCGAGAUGCAAGAGCAGGCUGAGAAGGAGAAUUGGAAUGAGGACGAGCACCUCGAGGCGCGCAAGAAGCAGGCUCGGAAUAAGCGGCUAGCGGUCAUGGGUCUCUGCACAGUCGGAGGAGGCCUCGUGAUUGGACUUAGUGCCGGCCUCCUUGCGCCUGUGAUUGGAGCUGGGUUGGCGGCGGGCUUCACUGCCAUCGGUGUGUCUGGCACUGGUACUUUCCUUGGCGGUACUGGCGCUGCGGCCUUGAUCGGCACGGGAGGAACGCUCAUUGGAAGUAAGAUCGGACUGACUACUUCCGACAGGCGGACAGGCGCCGUCAAGACGUACGAGUACAAACCGCUAUUCAAUAACAAGCGGACGAAUCUCAUUGUCACUGUCGCAGGCUGGAUGACUGGCAAAGUCGACGACGUGCGUUUACCUUUUAGUACCAUUAACCCUGUCAUGGGCGACAUCUACGCUGUGAACUGGGAACCCGAGAUGCUUCAGAGUACCGGUCAGACGAUCCAGAUCCUGGGAACCGAAGCCUUGACCCAAACGAUCCAGCAGAUCUUAGGAGCUACAGUACUGUCGACUUUGAUGGCUGGUCUUUCGACGCCAAUAGUGCUGGCGAAGAUCUCCUACCUGAUUGACAAUCCGUGGACUACUGCACUCUCUCGUGGAGAUGCAACAGGCCUGAUUCUGGCCGACUCCAUCAUCGACAGAAACCUGGGCAUGCGCCCCAUCACGCUCGUUGGAUUUUCCCUCGGCUCUCGCGUCAUCUACUCCUGUUUGAAAGAGCUCUCUCGCCGCGGUGCCGUCGGUCUGGUGCAGAAUGUGUACAUGUUUGGCUCUCCCGUGGUCGCGAAGAAGGACGAAUAUAUCCGCGCGCGGAGUGUUGUCUCUGGGCGGUUUGUGAAUGGCUACGCGACCAAUGACUGGAUCCUGGGCUAUCUCUUCCGCGCUACCAGUGGAGGCAUCAUGCGCAUCGCGGGUCUCUCUGGUGUUAACGUGCCCGGGAUCGAGAACAUUGACGUGACCGAAGACGUACCUGGACACAUGGCCUAUCGCGGAAUGAUGCCGACUCUGCUGGACAAAGUAGGCUGGGAGGUUGAGAGUCUGGAGUAUACAGAAAUUGAGGACCCAGAUCCGGAGAAUCACAAAAAGCGACAGCGGGAACUGCUGGAUGAGAUCGAGGAAGCGCGCAAGAAGCUGGACGAGCAACCGGAGAAGAAGGGAUUCAAGGCCUUCUUCUCGCGGAAGAAGGCAACGCAGAAGAAGGAUUGGGAGACGUAUGAUGAGAGGAGUCAGAAAGUGCUGGAGGGUGACGACAAGGAGAGUGAGAAGCAUGCGGAAGAGAACGCAAAUGUCAUGUUCGAUGUUGAUGCUAUCCGGCGGGAAGCGCUGUCUCUGGCAUUGCAGAAUCCCGGCGAUGUGGAGGAAAUCAAGAAGCAUUUGACUGUCAAGGAGAUCCACAGCACAUUACCCGCGCUCAGAGUGACAUUACCGCAAGACAAUAACAAGGCCAACGGAGCCGGCUGCUCUUCUGACGAUAGCUCGAGGGCGGAAUUCAGGCAUACGAAAACACGCGGUGGUCGAACGGCCCCUAUGCGACACGUCUCGGCACCGCUGUCCAACGGCUCUCACGUCAACGAGCACGAAUUGAGAUCGCCAGCCGGCGACGAAGACAUAAGUCUUUCCUUUGAAGGCGAUGGUCGCAAAGCCAGUCCUUCUCAGGCCUCGGAAUAUGGCUGGGAUGCGGCCAAGCCGGCGCGAUUUGGAUCGAGUGCGACUGAUCUGACGUCUCCGUCAGGCUCGAGACCUCCACUGAGGAGUAUCAAUACCACACCGGUGCACGGGAAUGGAAAGGGUCAGACGAUGAGUCCGGACCACAACCCUUGGAGUGCAGAGGAUGCCGAUGAUCCGCACUUUGGGAAGGAAGCGGGAGAGGUGAAGAUGGAUUUCGAGUAG
Lecanosticta acicola is the source of this 3507-nucleotide messenger RNA. The record is from the annotation of a GenBank genome assembly. NCBI's taxonomy places the organism in Eukaryota, Fungi, Ascomycota, Dothideomycetes, Mycosphaerellales, Mycosphaerellaceae.